UCCCGUGAUCAGUGCUUAUAUUAGGAAGGAUUUAUAGUUUAAAACAUACUGUCUUUGUCUCUAUCACUGUCAAAGGACUUCUAGAUGGAGAACCCGGAGGAAAGAAAAGGGAAACUCACUCUGCUGUUGGCUGCUGCAACCCUGAUCUCUGCAUUUGGCUCCUCUUUUCAGUAUGGAUACAAUGUGGCUGUUAUUAACUCCCCAGCCCCGGACAUGCAGCGGUUCUACAGAAAUGUGUCCGAGAGUCGCAAUAGCACCGUAUCUGAAGGUGUGUUGACUCUGCUGUGGUCCCUGACCGUGUCCAUGUUCCCCCUGGGAGGGUUCUUUGGCUCUCUCUUGGUGGCCCCACUGGUAAAUAAUUUAGGAAGGAAAGGCACCUUGCUGUUCAACAAUAUCUUCUCAGUCGUCCCUGCUUUAUUGAUGGGCGUGAGUGAGGUGCUGGGCUCUUUUGAGAUCAUUAUCUUGGGUCGCUUCAUUGUUGGCAUCUGUGCUGGCCUUUCAUCCAAUGUGGUGCCAAUGUAUUUGGGAGAACUGGCCCCGAGGAACCUGAGAGGCGCUGUUGGGAUUGUGCCUCAGCUUUUCAUCACUGUAGGCAUCCUUACCGCUCAGGUGUUUGGCAUCCGACAUAUACUUGGUAACGCAGAAGGUUGGCCCAUCAUGCUGAGUCUGACUGGUGUUCCUGCUCUCAUUGAGCUGAUUCUGUUGCCAUUCUGCCCUGAGAGUCCACGCUACAUGCUCAUUCAGAGGGGUGACGAAAAUAAUGCUAGGACAGCACUGCAGCGUCUGAGAGGAUGGAAGGACGUAGAAGAUGAGAUGACAGAGAUGCGGCUCGAAGAGCAAUCGGAGAGGGCCGAGGGCCAGCUUUCCGUGCUCAAGCUUUUUACCUUCCGAUCUCUGCGCUGGCAGCUGGUGUCCAUAAUCAUCAUGAACAUGGGCCAGCAGUUGUCAGGAGUGAACGCCAUUUAUUACUAUGCAGACAGCAUCUUUUCUUCAGCCGGAGUGAAAGCGAAUGAUGUUCAGUACGUGACUGUUGGAACAGGGGCCGUGAAUGUCCUCAUGACCUUUGCUGCGGUGUUUAUAGUGGAAGCCUCUGGCAGGAAGCUGCUGCUUCUGAUUGGGUUCGGGAUCUGCUGCAUAGCCUGUGUGAUCCUCACUGUAGCUCUCAGCCUGCAGGAAACACUGUACUGGAUGCCCUACGUCAGCAUCGCCUGUGUCAUCAUUUAUGUCAUUGGCCAUGCCAUAGGCCCGAGUCCAAUUCCCACUGUUAUUACCAGUGAGAUUUUCCGCCAGUCCUCGAGACCUGCAGCUUUUAUGGUGGCAGGCUCCGUACACUGGCUUUCAAAUUUCACCGUAGGCCUGGUGUUUCCCUUUCUAGAGAAAGGCCUGGGGAACUACAGCUUCAUCGUCUUUGCUGUCAUAUGCCUUGCAACACUUAUCUACAUUUGGGUGGUCAUCCCAGAAACCAAGGGAGCCACUUUUUUGGCUAUCAGCAAGCUGUUUUCUAAAAGGAACAAAGUGGAGAUUGUGGUGCACGAUGAGGAUUGUAAGAUGCAAAUGACUGGAGAGACGGACUGUGAAAAGAAUGACGGGUGUGCUGUGGUGUUUGACAGCAGGACGUAGCGGUGGAUCCUUUGGGUGCUUGUUGGGUGAGAGAGGGGGGAGCCUCCAUG
Clarias gariepinus (North African catfish) is the source of this 1670-nucleotide messenger RNA. Its product is annotated as solute carrier family 2, facilitated glucose transporter member 5-like. Gene Ontology annotation, cellular component: membrane. Gene Ontology annotation, biological process: monosaccharide transmembrane transport. Bases 85 to 1620 code for a protein of 511 amino acids. The transcript is spliced from 13 exons. The record is from RefSeq and is a predicted model, not a curated record. Gene Ontology annotation, molecular function: hexose transmembrane transporter activity. Lineage: Eukaryota; Metazoa; Chordata; Actinopteri; Siluriformes; Clariidae.